UGGAUGAAAUCCAGGACUUCAAAGAAUGUAUAGAGGGAUGUGGGCUAGAAGAAAUCCCUUUUGAAGGACCAUACUAUACUUGGUCCAAUAAACAAAAAGGGGAUAGAAGAAUAUGCUCAAAAUUAGACAGAUCUUUGGCUAAUAUGGAUUGGAUGAUUAGCUAUAAUACUAAGACUGUGGUAAUAGAAGAAGGAGUUUCUGAUCAUUCUCCCUUGCUGCUGAAGAACAUCAACUGGAAGCCCAAAUCUAACAGCUUUAAGUUUUGUGACAUGUGGAUGCAUGACCAGUUGUUCCCUAGUAUCUUAUGCUCAAAUUGGAAGGAAGAAGGGGAUGGCAGAGGCAUGUAUAAGCUAUUACAGAAUUUAAAGAGACUUAAAGGCCCACUGUCAGCCCUUCAUAGGAGCAGAUAUCAUGACAUUCACAAACAAGUGGAAAUUACUAGAGAGAACCUGUUAAGAACCCAGCUAGAUAUCAAGAUAAGCCAAAGUGAUACACUCCUGGAGGAAGAAAAGAAGUUAAGCGCUGAGCUCUAUAAGAAGGUCAAGGCAGCUCAAACCUUAAAAUGUCAACAAGCAAAAGAAAAAUGGGUCACUGAAGGAGAUGGGAACUCCAGGCUAUUCUUUGCGUGGGCUAAGAAAAGGAAGAUUCAUAACUACAUUAUUAGGAUUCAGGAUGAGAAUAUGCAAGCUGUAGAAGGUACAGACCAGAUUGCUGAGGUAUUUGCAAAGUAUUACAAAAAGCUCCUGGGCUCAUCUAAAUCCCUUCAAGAAGUGGAUGAAGAUGUUUUGAGAAAAGGCCCUAGACUUAUAGUAAAACACCAAAUGGAGCUGAUCAAGGAGUUUACCCCACAACAAGUUAAGGAGGCAGUAUUCUCUAUUCCAAACUCUAAAAGCCCAGAUGAUCUGAUAAUCGUUAGCAAAGGGGAUGAGAAGUCUAUCCAAUGCAUUAUGACUACACUGUAAAGGUUUAGGAAGACCACUGGCCUACAGAUAAAUAUUAGCAAAUCUCAAGUCGUUUUUGGGGGUGUCAAACCCCAGCAGCAGGAAAAACUCCUCAAGCUAACUGGAAUGAGUAGAGGCAAUCUGCCUUUUACUUAUCUAGGGAGCCCUAUUACUACAUCUCGUCUUAAGGCAUCUGAUUGUGAGAAUGGUUAAGUGGUUCCCAACCAAUGUGGAUUGUAGUCUUUGUGCUGGAGAGAUGGAGGACAACAAGCACCUCUUUUGUGAAUGUGAGUACACAAAGAGGGUCCUCAACUUAAUUUUGUAGCCCUAUGACAUUAGGUAUGAUCCUGGCAGUAUUAAGGAUUUUGGGGACAUGAUCAAUGCAAAGUUUGAAGGUACUAAACGAAAAGAAGUUCU
Molecule: messenger RNA, 1358 nt
Organism: Cuscuta campestris
Lineage: Eukaryota; Viridiplantae; Streptophyta; Magnoliopsida; Solanales; Convolvulaceae
Source: the annotation of a GenBank genome assembly